CCGGCAAAGGGGGCGCUCGCAGACCCUGCAGCUCCUCGACCUCAGUCUCUCGGCUCGCUGACUUGGCUGAAGGAACUUCUUUUCUCUCUUUGCUUUGCAUUUUUUCGUAUUCGCACCAAGCGUACUGUUGUUUGUUACUCUUCUUGACAGUACAAAUAGAAGACAUUCAAAACGAGGAAAUACAAGUAAGUUCAGGAAUUAUUUGAAGUGAAAGAGGAAUAAAAAAGACACGCGUCGGAAGAACCAAGUGGCAAGGAGUCACAGUGAUCUACACACGUCGUAAAAUCGACGAAAUUAAAAGCCAUCGCCGAAGAACAAGAUAUUAAGAUGGCGGCAUUCCCUGAAAAGAAGACAAGCCAUUCGACGCAACGCCAGUCUUGGUGGAUAGGCCUGGCUGUAGUGAUCUUCGUCAGCCUGCCUACAACGACCAGCGCACACGGAUUACAAGACUACUCGAAGCUCCGCGCCACCGUCAGCAGCCACACGCAGUCGCUCCUCAUCCUACGCGAAUACCAGACUCUAACCGACAAGAUAUGGCGAUGGUACCAAGAUAUUCAGAAAGGCAAAGAGAAGGAUCUGGCCCCAAGCAGCAGCAACACCGGUCAUUCUCGACUCCCGGAAGCGAGUGCCCAACACCAGGACCUUCAGGAACAGCUGCUUUCCUUGCAGAAACAGUUCGAAGCGCGUCUCGACUCCCAGAAGUUGGAAACACAGCUGCUCAAAGAGGAACUCGAGUCUCAAAAACUCAUAACCCGACAACUCCGCCUCGACCUCACCACGCAGAAGGAGGUCGUGGCCCGUUUGGAGGACGACUUCUCCAAGAGUACGUGGCGCCUGGAGGAGCAGCUGGGAGAGGUGUCGGGGCAGCUGGAGCGCGAGAGAAAUGCCACUCGGGCGCUCAGGAACCAGCUGGACACGGCCGUCGCGGAGAGGUUGACGACCGAAGCGAGGGCCGCCGCGGAGCUGGACGAGAAGGUGGGUCAAGAAGGGUCACGCGAUAAAUUCGGAGAUCUGUUGAUGUUCGUAAAGAAUGUUGUCGUGAGUGCCAACCGGAGCCUGGAUGACCUGCAUGCUGAGGUCAAGAGGUUGAGAGACGACCAGAUAAAAACACUGGCAUCAGAUAUGGCAUCACUAUUCGCUAAACACGAGGGCGAUAGUCGCACUCUGAACGAGCACCUGAGAUAUCUGAAGGAGGACGUCCGAGCGUUGAAUCAAAGCUCCUCCGGCGGUAAGUUCCUUCACCGAAGCAGAUCUGAAUCAGGUAACGAGGAACAGCUAGAGCGUCGACUGGCUUCGUUCGACGAGAGGAUAACCAACCUGAGCACGCUGGACGCGCGUCUGGCCGGCCGAGUGAGUCGGCUCGAUGGAAUGACGCAGAGACUUCAGGCUUCGGUGGACAACGCGAAACGGCGCUUGGACGCCAUGGACACGACUAUGGUCGGCCUCAGACAGGCGGGUAACGUGGCUGAAGAGCUCGCUAGGCUGCGGGAAUCGGACCGGAUUCUGGAGGGCCGGCUCAACGUCCCUCUCCAGAACAUUGAGAGGAGAAUUACGUACCUGGAGCAGCGCGCAGAGAGGGCGGACGUCGGGGAAAUCAGCGAGGCUUGGCGCCCCACUGAUGUCACGGCAUACGCCGGGGCGCAAGGUUACUCCUGGGCGGAAGCAUCCGCGAAUGGCUACUACGGAACACGGGUCUUGUCGGGUACCACAGGCGCCCCUUGGUUCAGAGGGAACCCAGGGACUCCGGGAGAAAGAGGAGCUCCAGGGGAAAGGGGGGCUCCGGGAAGACCGGGAGAUGCAGGAAACAGAGGCAACCCUGGAGCCCCCGGUGGAAGGGGAGCGCAAGGACCACGCGGGGCUCCAGGCGGCAGGGGAGCCCCAGGAGAGAGGGGCGCUCCAGGGGACAGAGGGGCUCCAGGUGAGAGAGGGGCUCCAGGCGGCAGAGGAGCCCCGGGCGAUAGGGGCGCUCCAGGAGGCAGAGGAGCCCCGGGCGAGAGGGGCGCUCCAGGGGAUAGAGGAGCCCCGGGCGACAGGGGCGCUCCAGGGGACAGAGGAGCUCCAGGAGGCAGAGGAGCCCCUGGUGGCCAAGGCGCCCCUGGUGGCCAAGGCGCCCCUGGUGGCCAAGGUGCCCCUGGUGGCCAAGGCGCCCCUGGUGGCCAAGGCGCCCCUGGUGGCCAAGGCGCCCCUGGUGAGCCAGGGGCGACCGGAGAGUCGGGCUGGAGAGGCAUUCCGGGGACGGCGGGCCGGCCCGGCGCGCGAGGCAGGCAGGGCGCGCGCGGGAGAACGGGUUCCCGAGGGUCGCCGGGAGCCCGGGGGAGUCAAGGCCCCGCGGGGGAGCCAGGAUAUCCAGGUUCCCCAGGGGAGAGGGGUCAGCCGGGGCCUCAAGGCCUGAGGGGCUACCCUGGGCCUGCUGGCUAACGCACUAAGGGGACACCCAGCUCCCUGGCCACACUGCCUGCGUCGUGUCCUAAUUUGUGUGAUGUCCUAGUCUACAUGGUGUCCUGAUAUGCGUGAUGUCUCGUCUGUGUGAUGCUCUAAGCUGAGCGAUGUUAGUCUGCGAUAUCCUUACCUGUGUGAUGUACUAGUCUGCGGGAUGUCCUGAUUUGGGUGAUGUCCUUAUCAAUUCGAUGCCCUGAUUUGCCUAAUGUCUUGGUCUGAGUGAUGUCAUUUUAUAUGUAAUGUCCUAGUCUUUGUGAUGUCCGAAUCCGACGAGUUAUGUGAACAUGGUCUGUAAAUAGGUGAAGUCCUUAUUAAUGUAGUGAAAAAGUUUGUUUCUUCAAAGACGUUUCCGUUUCACAAACACACACACACACACACACACACACACACACACA
Molecule: messenger RNA, 2834 nt
Organism: Penaeus indicus
Lineage: Eukaryota; Metazoa; Arthropoda; Malacostraca; Decapoda; Penaeidae
Product: macrophage receptor MARCO-like
Exons: 8
Coding region: 328-2418 (696 amino acids)
Cellular component (GO): extracellular matrix
Source: RefSeq, a predicted model, not a curated record